UCAUCUCUCUCUUUUGUCUCUCUUCUUACAUUUUCUUCAUCUCCUUCGUCUCUUUACUUUCAUUCCUCUCUUUCAUCAAUCUUUCCUCCAUGGAAAUUAACAACAACAACAACCACCACCACUCUGAUACCGACGAUGACAUCCUCGCCUCCAUGAGCUCUGUUCCUCCUCCUCGUAAAAUCCAUUCCUACAGCCACCAGCUCCGUGCCUCCGGUCAAAAAGUCCGUCACCACCGCCAUCGCCAACAGCAUAGCCUCGAUGAUAUUCCCAAACUCACCGAGAUCAUCUCCGGUUGCAGUAUCUCCGGUGAUUCUUCCGAUGAUGAGUUCUACCCUUACGCCUCCACCAUCAACUCCUCGUCCUUUCCUUUCACCGGAGACAUCAACGAUUCCGAUGAUUACUUGAUAACACAUCAGCCUGAGAUCGGAGAAGAUUUUCAACCCCUUCCAGAGUUUGUAGGCUCCGGAGGCGGCGUGGGGAUGUUCAAAGUCCCCACGCGGUCUCCGUUGCACUCCGCGCGGCCUCCUUGCUUAGAGCUAAGGCCGCAUCCACUUAAGGAGACUCAGGUUGGGAGAUUCUUGAGGAACAUAGCUUGUACAGAAACACAACUGUGGGCUGGACAAGAGAGCGGUGUUAGGUUCUGGAACUUUGAUGACGCGUUCGAGCCAGGGUGUGGUCUAAGCGGACGUGUAAGGAGAGGAGAUGAGGAUGCUGCACCGUUUCAUGAGUCGGCGAGUACUUCACCUACCACUUGUUUGAUGGUUGACAAUGGGAAUAGGCUUGUUUGGAGUGGUCACAAGGAUGGUAAGAUUAUGUCUUGGAAGAUGGAUCAUGGACCUGAUAAUAAAAGUGAUGAUGGUGAGGAUGAUACUCCUUUCAGUGAAGGCCUCUCUUGGCAAGCUCAUAAGGGUCCUGUAAAUUCCAUAAUCAUGAGUUCUUAUGGUGAUUUAUGGUCAUGUUCAGAAGGUGGUAUAAUCAAGAUAUGGACAUGGGAAACUAUGGAGAAAUCACUUUCUAUUAGAUUAGAGGAGAAACAUAUGGCUGCUUUGUUAGUGGAGAAGUCAGGGAUUGAUCUCAAGGCUCAAGUUACUGUUAAUGGUAACUGCAGCAUAUCUUCCUCUGAAGUCAAAUCUUUGUUAGCUGAUAAUGUAAGAUCUAAAGUAUGGGCUGCUCAGCUUCACACCUUCUCCUUAUGGGAUGGUCGCACAAAGGAGCUACUGAAAGUUUUCAACACAGAAGGCCAAACUGAAAACCGCGUCGAAAUGCCAUCAGGGCAGGAUCAGCCACCAGAAGAUGAGACAAAGGUUAAGAUUGCUUCCAAUUCUAAAAAGGACAAGCCACAUGGAUUCUUGCAGCGCUCAAGGAAUGCUAUCAUGGGAGCUGCGGAUGCUGUUAGAAGAGUUGCAACAAGAGGAGGAGCAAACGAAGAUGCUAAAAGAACAGAAGCAAUUGUAUUAGCCGGAGAUGGCAUGGUUUGGACCGGAUGCACAAACGGUUUGCUUGUACAAUGGGACGGAAAUGGAAACAGGUUGCAAGAUUUCCAUCACCACCAGUGUGCUGUGUUGUGUUUCUGCACUUUUGGGGAAAGAAUAUACAUUGGUUAUGUUAGUGGUCACAUUCAGAUAAUUGAUCUUGAAGGCAAUCUAAUCGCCGGAUGGGUUGCGCAUAAUAACGCAGUGAUAAAGAUGGCAGCAGCUAAUGGUUACAUUUUCAGCUUAGCCACUCAUGGUGGUAUACGUGGAUGGCAUGUGAUUUCUCCUGGGCCUCUUGAUGGGAUAAUAAGAUCAGAACUGUCUGAAAAAGAACGGACUUAUGCACAGACAGAUAGUGUUAGGAUUUUGAUCGGUUCAUGGAAUGUUGGACAAGGAAAAGCUUCACAUGAUGCACUUAUGUCUUGGUUAGGCUCUGUAGCGUCAGAUGUUGGUAUUCUUGUUGUAGGCUUGCAAGAAGUAGAGAUGGGUGCUGGGUUCUUGGCAAUGUCAGCAGCUAAAGAAUCGGUAGGAGGAAAUGAAGGGAGUUCAAUAGGGCAGUACUGGAUAGACACAAUAGGGAAGACCUUAGAUGAGAAAGCAGUGUUUGAACGCAUGGGAUCAAGGCAGCUAGCUGGUUUGCUCAUAUCACUUUGGGUGAGGAAGAAUCUGAGAACACAUGUAGGUGACAUUGAUGUAGCAGCAGUUCCAUGUGGUUUUGGACGUGCAAUUGGUAACAAGGGAGGUGUAGGCUUGAGAAUUAGGGUCUUUGAUAGGAUCAUGUGCUUCAUCAACUGUCACUUGGCUGCACAUUUAGAAGCUGUAAACCGCAGAAAUGCUGAUUUUGAUCACAUCUACAAAACAAUGUCAUUUUCACGGUCAUCAAAUGCUAAUAACGCACCAGCUGCUGGUGUGACUACAUGUUCUCAUACCACAAAAAGCGCAAAUAAUGUAAUCGUCAACACAGAAGAGACAAAACAAGACCUAGCUGAGGCAGACAUGGUUGUAUUUUUUGGUGAUUUCAACUACAGGCUCUUUGAUAUAUCAUAUGAUGAAGCUAGAGACUUUGUCUCACAAAGAAGCUUUGAUUGGCUUAGAGAAAAAGAUCAGCUUAGGGCAGAGAUGAAAGCUGGAAAAGUCUUCCAAGGAAUGCGUGAAGCGAUAAUCACAUUCCCUCCAACUUAUAAAUUUGAAAGACACCGACCUGGAUUAGGAGGUUAUGAUUCAGGUGAGAAAAAGCGCAUUCCUGCAUGGUGUGACAGAGUAAUAUACAGAGACACACGCACCAGUCCAGAAUCUGAAUGCAGUCUAGACUGUCCUGUCGUUGCUUCAAUCAUGAUGUAUGAUGCUUGUAUGGACGUGACGGAGAGCGAUCACAAACCUGUCCGUUGCAAGUUCCAUGUGAAGAUAGAGCAUGUUGAUAGAUCAGUAAGGAGACAAGAGUUUGGGAGGAUCAUCAGGACCAAUGAGAAAGUCAUAGCGUUGCUUAACGACCUACGUUAUGUUCCGGAGACAGUUCUCAGCAGCAACAACAUUGUUCUCCAGAACCAAGACACCUUUGUACUUCGCAUCACCAACAAAUGUGUCAAGGAGAAGGCCGUGUUCAGGAUCUUAUGUGAAAGUCAUAGUACGUUGGGAGAAGAUGAAGAUAAGUUGGAGUUACAUCCUUUUGUCUCGUUCGGUUUCCCACGGUGGCUUGAGGUGAUGCCAGCUGCAGGAACUAUAAAACCGGAUAGUUCCGUGGAGGUCACGGUUCACCAUGAGGAGUUCCAUACAUUGGAGGAGUUUGUAGAUGGGAUUCCUGAGAAUUGGUGGUGUGAGGACACGUGGGAUAAAGAAGCAAUACUUGUGGUGAAUGUGCAAGGAAGCUGUUCCACUGAGACUGUGUGCCAUAAGGUUCAUGUUCGUCACUGCUUCUCGGCUAAGAAUCUUAGGGUUGACUCCAUCCCAUCUAACUCCAAAUCCACGGGUUUGAAGAAGAACGAAGGAGACUCUGGCUCCAAGUCUCAAAAGAAGAACAAAGGAGAUUCUAGCUCCAAGUCUCAGAAGAAGAGCGAUGGAGACUCCAGCUCAAAGUCUCAGAAGAAGAACAAAGGAGAAUCCAACUCCAAGUCUCAGAAGAAGAGCGAUGGAGAUUCCAACUCCAAGACUCAGAAGAAGAGCGAUGGAGAUUCCAACUCCAAGACUCAGAAGAAGAGUGAUGGAGAUUCCAACUCCAAGUGUCAGAAGAAGAGUGAUGGAGAUUCUAACUCCAAGUCUCAGAAGAAGGAUGAUGGAGACUUGAGCUCCAAGUCUCAAAAGGAAAGUGAUGGAGAUUCAAGCUCCAAACCUCAGAAGAAGAGUGAAGGAGAUUCGAGCUCUUGGAAGGUUCAGAGUGGGAAGAAGAACGAAGGAGAUACAAGUUCCUACACGUCACAAAGUGAAAACAAGAGUGAAGGAGACACGACCUCAUACAAGUGCCAGAGUUGGAAGAAGAACAGUAGUAACUCGUCAACGGGGGAGGAGAGCCGUAGUGGCCACAACAAACGUUGACUUGGGUUUCAAGAGACCAGUAAAUAUAUAAUACACUAAGUACGAACCUACUUAAAACUGUAGAAUAUACUCACUUGUUUGUAUUUUACAUUCAGAUACCAACUUUGAUUUGUACUCUUUUCAUUUUUAACAUUCAUAAUGUUUUAAGUUUUUCUUAAUUAUAUAUUAAGUACGUAAGCUUAGGAUGACCAUUUCAAUGUUUCUGGUUCAGUCUUUUUGCUUAGUUUUGAGUUUUAUAUGUUCGAAUUUCCGGGGAUUAGGGAUAUGAAUCCUUGAUUUGAAUGCUGGAUAUAACUCUAAAUGAGUUUCAAUCUCAUCUUCAAUACAUUUUUAAUUUGAUUGGUUUUGUGUUGCCUGUUUAGGACAACCUUGAUGAGUCGGACAAUAUUUCUGAUCAACAAAGAUCGGAUACUAAACGUUUAUUUCAUGACCAGGUUUUGAAACAAAACGUUUCUGACAAAACCUGUGCUUUGUCUAGCCUAUGUCUUGAUCCGAACCCGGAAAAAAAAAACAGAGCUCACCAACGUUAUGUUAUGUUCUCCAACUUCAUUAGUGUCUUUCCCUAGACUCCCAAUACUACCACACAGUAUUAUAAUAUUAUCAGUUAGUAUCUUCAAAAUAUUGAAAUCUUGCUCUCCAAGUUAUUGUUAGUUGUCAUACCUGAUUCCAUGGCCUGGACCGCAGUUGAGUUUAAUUACACUUACGGUGGUCUCCGUUUGAAACGUGUUAUCGGUUAUGGUCACACCAGCAGAAGCUUGGACGUGGAGGCAAUCUGUGUUGGACUUUGGUCUUGACUAUCACACUGUGUGACUAGAGUUUUCAAAUUUAUUUUGUUUUUAUCGUCAUCGAGUUUUCAAACUUAACUCGGUGCUAAUGAUUGGUCUACCUUCAAAUAUAAUCAAGAUGGUGGUGGGAAUCAGAUAUAUGACCAUAACAUAUAAUCAAGAGUGGAUUAACAACGUAAAUAACUUAGGCUACAAGCUUAUCCUAUUCUACGUACGCAAGUUUUCAUCUAGGUAUAAGGAAAGAUCGAGUCACACUCAACUUCGAUCCUUGAACAUGCAGCUAGUAUUAUUACGGCGCAUCAUGAUCCUUUCAUUGACCUUGAUAAAUUAAUUAAGAAAUUACUGGAAAAGUGUAAUUGACCAGUUAAUAACUUAAUUGAUCAUUUCAUCUUAUAUUUCUUGUUAAUAAUACGUCAAUUGAAGUGCAUGAACUUGAAAAAAUAUGAUUAAAUCAAAUGUUUGACUUAAGAAAUCAUUUUUAAGUAUAAGGAUAGCAUUUAAUAUAGGGGAGAUUCGAGGAACCUUUCGGUGUGAUCAUUGGCCCAACCCAAUUUUUUUUUUCUCUAAAGAAAUUGGCCCAAUUUUUCCUCCGUAGUAUUUCCACUUGUCAUGUUCCGUAACGUAACCAUGUUUUUUUUUUAAUAACGUAACCAUGUUGUUCCAUUGAAUAUUAGGUUCCUCGUUCUUUUUCAAGCAUUGAUCUGUUCUUAUUUAAGUUACCGAUUUGAAUCAACAAAAUUGCCAAUGAUGAAGGAUCUUUAAAUCACUUGGUUGCUACCUUAAGAUAUACGAAAUAAGGUACACUCAACUCAAGCCUAAAAGACAGAACCGUAUAUAUACGUUAAAUUUGACGGGUUAUUUCUGCAAUUAUUCAUUGGAUCCUUUUGUUUAAUAGUAAAGGAAACAAAACUGAAAAAUGAUCUCAGUCCCUGGUUUCUCUUUGCUUUUGGGGUCAAAAUCCCGGGUUUCUCAUUUCAAAGAGUUACCUACUGUUCCACUAUUCUACAUAUUAACAAAACAUAAAUUUAACUAACUGUUUGGACCGAGUCAACAGUUCUCAGACCCAGUGCCGGCUUAGAGGUAGUGCACACAGUGCAUUUACACAAGGUUUUGUUUUCUAAAAAAAAAUUCUUAAGAAAAUUAGGCCCUGUUUUGUUAGAAUGUAUAAAUAUCAGGGUCUUAAUUGUGAAAGUAACAAUGAUAUACCUAAAAU
Messenger RNA from Brassica napus (rape), 5999 nucleotides. Its product is annotated as type I inositol polyphosphate 5-phosphatase 12. The coding region runs from base 90 to 4001 and encodes 1303 amino acids. The transcript has 11 exons. The record is from RefSeq and is a predicted model, not a curated record. Gene Ontology annotation, biological process: phosphatidylinositol dephosphorylation. Gene Ontology annotation, molecular function: phosphatase activity; protein binding. Lineage: Eukaryota; Viridiplantae; Streptophyta; Magnoliopsida; Brassicales; Brassicaceae.